Messenger RNA from Symsagittifera roscoffensis, 1473 nucleotides. RefSeq lists its product as uncharacterized. Gene Ontology annotation, molecular function: acyltransferase activity, transferring groups other than amino-acyl groups. The transcript is spliced from 3 exons. NCBI's taxonomy places the organism in Eukaryota, Metazoa, Xenacoelomorpha, Acoela, Convolutidae. Bases 76 to 1443 code for a protein of 455 amino acids. The record is from RefSeq and is a predicted model, not a curated record. Gene Ontology annotation, biological process: secondary metabolite biosynthetic process.
CUGUUUGCUGGCUGAAGAUCAUUUGGUCGCUUAUUUUAAUCACCAAAUCAAAAUCAAUCCAGUUGAAGAGAAAGAAUGACGACUGAAAGCCACCAGUACGCAACAGUGAAAAUAAAAGUAGUCAAAGCUUCGAAUUAUGAAGAUUCAUCUGGAAAAGAGAGCCAGCUGUCCGCUCUGGACAUGCUCAUGGCCCCAAUCAGAUUCCAACUAUGCUUCUUCUACAGUUACAAAGUGCAGGAUCAAGCCAUAGAGAGGGCAUUGGUUCAGCUGCUGAAUAGAUAUCCAGAGUUUUCUGGAAGGAUCCAAUUGUCAGAAUCAGUUGUCAAAUUGACCAAUGAAGGUGCUCAGAUUGUCUACUUGGAGUCGGCUCAUGUCUCUAUUUCUGACCUUGAGGCUUCUAAUUUCAACUACGACUUGUGUGCAAAACACUUUAAUGACGACCAGCCAAUGGACGAAUAUCUGCUCAAAAUCAUUGUGCAACCAUUGUCGGGUGGGGACGGGAUGAUGUUGUCAUUUGGAAUUCAUCACUGUUUGUGUGAUAUUAAUUCAGCAUAUUUGAUUAUUGCUGAUUUCUGCGCUCAAGUCAGAGAAAGCAAAUUCAAGUUUUCGGAGCAAGAGAUAUUUCGAGGGAGUCGCCUAAAACACAUCCGUCCUUCUGGCAACGAACCAAUUUUUGACCACCCUGAAAUCAGAGUGAUAAAAUCUAUGGAAGAGUUGAAAGAACUAGGAGAGGCUAUGAGAGAUGACCUCCUAAAUGAGCCGCCACUUAUUCUGAACUUUGAAGUCGACUAUGACAGCUUGAAAAGAAUAAAACGAGAUGUCUAUGCUGGAGGCUUAGAGGAUGGUUUCAAAGGUAGCAUUAAAGUUUCACCUUCGACAAAUGAUUGCUUGGUUAGUUUGAUUUACAAAGCGUUCGCAGAAACUGCAAUAGAGGACAAAGAAAAAAAUUCAGAAAAUGUUUUCCCGUUCCAACUAUCAGUUAAUUCUCGCUUUAGACGAGAUCCACCAGUGCGUCGCGAAGUUCUCGGAAACUUCAUCCUCCUAGCGGUCAUCGACCUUUCAAAAGAAGAAGCGACUAAGUUGACCUCGUUUGAAAUUGCUUGCCUAAUGAGAAGUGAACUUCUGAAAAUGGACGAACAAUACAUACAGUCAAGUAUUGAUAAAAUAGCCAGAAAUGAGUUUACUCAGUUUACAAGUUUUUAUCAUCCAACUACAAUGCGAUUUACCAACUGGAAUAGAUAUUUCGAUUGGUAUCCGGAUACUGAUUUGGGCCAAGGUAGACCGGAAAAGUUUACAACUUGUUCACGCAUGUUUGAGAAAUACUGCAUAGUAAAACCAGCUAGAAAGGAAGGGGAUUUGGAUUUGACAAUUUCAUUGAAAACGAGACACAUGCAACAGUUUCUGAAACACGAUAUUGUUAAAGCGUACCUAAAGCUUCUAUAAUUUGUCCCAAAAAAUGAUAAUUUACUAAGG